Rotaria sordida is the source of this 429-nucleotide messenger RNA. The record is from the annotation of a GenBank genome assembly. Lineage: Eukaryota; Metazoa; Rotifera; Eurotatoria; Philodinida; Philodinidae.
AUAAGAGAAUCGAUUUGUAUUGUAUCUUGAAUUAUAGAAUUCAAGUCCUUCUAUCUAAAUCAAAGGUCAAAAUCAAAAUUUCAUCUUGAUGGCAGGUCGUUUUCAUGUCUUGUUUUACAAAAAUAAUUAGUUUUAAAAAAGAUUUUCUUUUACACAUUAUUGAAGAAAAAGACGUUCCACGAUCUCCUCAUUCGAUUGAUGAAAACCGCAGAUCUCUAGCUAGUUAUUUUUGAUUAAAUUUAGGAUCCAAUGACUCAUAUUGAAUUUGCUGAUUUUAAUGAAAGUGUAACUCGAACAGAUUUCAUUUUGGAUGAUAAUUGUCAUGACACAAAAAUGAAAUUCAUUGCUGGAUUCCUAGGUAUUGGUCAGAAUCCAAAGACAGGUGCACUUCGUCCAUGUCUCGGUUGGGCAACGGCAUUGCCAAUAUGA